This is a messenger RNA of Colias croceus (clouded yellow), 943 nucleotides long. RefSeq lists its product as uncharacterized. The transcript has 6 exons. The record is from RefSeq and is a predicted model, not a curated record. Bases 96 to 872 code for a protein of 258 amino acids. Lineage: Eukaryota; Metazoa; Arthropoda; Insecta; Lepidoptera; Pieridae.
UUUGUUGAUAUGUUAAGUUAAAAGUUAAUUGAUUAUAAAUAAUAAUAUUAUCAAUAUGUACAAAGUUAUGUAAAGUUAUAUUUUUGAAGUGUAAAAUGCAGCUACGAAUAAUUGUGUGCUAUUUACUCCUAAUUUAUCUUGAAGCGUCCAUUUGUCUGCAAAUCGUCGGUGUGUCCAUACCAAAUUUAAAGCAACGAGGGGAGUCAGUUACUAUGACUUGUGAUUAUGACCUCGAGGGCGGUAAACUGUAUUCUGUGAAGUGGUAUAAGGAUAAUGAAGAAUUCUACAGAUACAUGCCCCGGCUGAAACCGCCACAACACUCGCAUAGAGUUGAAGGCGUUAAAGUUGACAUGGAGAGGUCAAGCGCUCGCCGCGUUCACCUGCGGGAUUUAACAUUAAAAUCUCGAGGUCUUUACCGCUGCGAGGUGUCUGAAGAGGCACCAUCUUUUCAUUCAGCACAAUCAGAGGCUUUCAUGGAAGUUUAUUAUAUUUCCCGUGAAAAUCCUCGUAUAGUUGGAUACGAGCGACUUUACCAAAUACAUGAACCUUUGGACGUUAAUUGUUCUUCGGCGAAGGCAUUCCCACCACCGCUGUUGGAAUGGCAUGUGGAUGGGCAAUUGGUAACAGAACCAUCAUGGUUGAUAGAGUACGAGCCAGCAGCCACGUCCCAGGGCUUUUUUAUAUCGACUUUGGGUUUGCGAGCGCCUGCCAAACCACAUUUACGACUGAAAUGCGUUGCUAUCUUGGCAAAUCAUAAAAGGGAACGCACCAUUUUCAUCCAAACCAAUUCAUCGCCUGGACAACUAGAAGCUAGCUUAGAUUUAAUAAUUAUUUUCAUCGUCAGCAAUAUUAUAUAUCAGAAGAUAUCUUGAUGCAUUAAUUAAAAUUAUUGGUAAAAAUUAAAUUUAAAUUAAUUUGUAAAUAAAGUCAUCUCCUCCUCAAU